AAAUGGAAAGCAAUAACAAAGUUAUUGAAGAAGAAAACGCCGGGAUAAUCAGUCUAGAGAAGUCUGUUCUGGCCAAAACCAAGAAACAAGAUAUCGCCAGAUGCCAGAGCAUCCUCUAUAAGAUUUUUCCAGAGCAAAGAGAAAUUCAGCCGUUGGAUUCAGACUCUGGAGAAGUUCCAGAAAAUAGAGAACUUUACAUUAAUCCCAACACCAGUAGAUAUAUGAAGCUUGCACAAAAUUUCAAAUACCUCAAAUUCUUUGAUACAGUCUCUGUUAGUUUUGACGAUGUAGAUUCUAAAAAAAGGCAUUUUGUAAAUUUCUUAGAAUCCUCGUUCCCAGAUAAAACUAAUAGGUUCUAUUUUCACUCCUCUAGUAAAAUGAAACUGAAGAGGUCCAAUUACUUAAACUCCCUGCUCAGGAUCAGUUCUAAAGUCCUCCAAGUAGUUUCAUUUUAUCAUUUCUGCAUCGGCCUCCCCUCCCUGAAGAGGCUGGUGGCAGCCUAUAAACAUGUCAGAGUGUUGGGAUUGUGGGCUUGCACGUUAUCAAUUCCAAGUGCCCCUGAUUUUUCAGAAGUUCUUUCAAACUGUCAAAUCCAGAAACUAGAUUUAAGUGGAUCGGGAUGCUCUUAUAGUAGUGACUUGGAGAACAACUUCGACGAGUUCAAGAACUUAGUCCAAGGAUUAGUAAGUUCUCCAGAUUUAAGGUUGAGUCUCGAAGAGGUAGUAAUCUGUGACUGCCUAAUAAACAAGGAUGAAGCUGAAGAAACUUUUGAAGAAAACCAACUUGGAAGAGUUAAAAUAAUUGCUUAG
Molecule: messenger RNA, 809 nt
Organism: Moneuplotes crassus
Lineage: Eukaryota; Ciliophora; Spirotrichea; Euplotida; Euplotidae
Source: the annotation of a GenBank genome assembly